Molecule: messenger RNA, 1278 nt
Organism: Prunus dulcis (almond)
Lineage: Eukaryota; Viridiplantae; Streptophyta; Magnoliopsida; Rosales; Rosaceae
Exons: 1
Coding region: 188-1000 (270 amino acids)
Source: RefSeq, a predicted model, not a curated record
CCACCUCCCUCUUUUUAGUUUCAUGUCAUCAUAACUCAUAACUAACGCGUUUCAAUCUUCACCAACCAUUUUUCAAACCCAAACUUCUACAUAUACACAUCCACAUCUACAAAACUUCUCGAGCUUCCAAGCAACACCACCUCUCUCUCUCUCUCUCUCUCUCUCUCUCUCUCAUAUUAAGAAACUAAUGGAGGUCGGUGCUUAUACGUCAAGCGGCAAAGAGCACUUGGCCUCAAAUCCGCGCAGACGCUCACAGCAAGAGUUCGACUCUCAUCCUGCCAUUCCAAUGAACCAAAAGAAAUCACAAGAACACAAGGCACAUCAAUAUAAAGUGAUGAAAGUCGGAGAAGCUUAUAACGCAAGUGGCAAAGAUCACUUGUUACCCUCAAACCCUCGUCGUCGUUCACUGCAAGAGUUCGACUCCCGUCCAACCCUGAAUCAAAAGAAAGAUCAACAACACGAUGAAAAUCAAUCUAAAGCCUUGGUUCUCAACAAGUCCAGGCCGGUGUGGGAUUGUGGCAGCUCACUCUACGACUCGGUAGAGCUCGACUCGUUCAAGCGCCAAAUCGACUCGGCCAUAUCAUGCAGAACCAUGUCAAUGCCUCAUCUGUCUGAUCGCCGAGUUCUUCCUCCUGCUCCUCCUCCUUCACAGCCAGCCAUAACAGCCUCCAACAAAAAACCCUCGUCAAACAAGCUCUCUCGCUCGAUUCAGAAGCUUCUGAGGUCCGUGUUCAAGCCAAAUAAAUCAAGCAACAGCAACAACAACAACAACAAUUCUGGUGUCGUUUUUAGAGUACCAGAUCAUCCGCAGGCCAACAUCAAGGACGGGUUUUUUGUUGUGUACGACAAGACAGGUGCACUUACGACAAUUCCUGAGGUGACUCCUCAUGAGUUUAAUUUUGGUGGUCUCUCCCCGGAGAUUGGGGCGUUGGUCGGGAGGACAACCUCGGAGCGAUUUACAGCUACUAGUACUUCUAAUAUUGGUAUUUCAUGUGCUUAAUUAAUGAAUAUAUAGUUUAAUUAUUAUAUAAUUAGCUAUAAAAUAAUACUAAUUUUUGCAUACAUUAUAAAUAUUUAAUAUGGCCUUUACAAUUAAUGUGUUAGGAUCGAUGCUAUUAAUUAAUUAUUUAUAUUAUCAUGUUUCUUCAGGUUUAUAACUUUGACAAGUUCAUCCGUUUGUAUUAUUGACUGCUUUAUAUGGUCGAUGCGUAUAUGUGCCUUGGUCAAUUGCAUGGCUUCGAUCUAGGGUUUAAUAUAUUAUUUAACCCGCACCUUUUA